This is a messenger RNA of Indicator indicator, 657 nucleotides long. It is a transcript of the gene RASL11A, whose product is annotated as RAS like family 11 member A. The record is from RefSeq and is a predicted model, not a curated record. Lineage: Eukaryota; Metazoa; Chordata; Aves; Piciformes; Indicatoridae. The transcript is spliced from 3 exons. Gene Ontology annotation, molecular function: GTPase activity; GTP binding. Bases 3 to 590 code for a protein of 195 amino acids.
CGAUGAUCGUGCGGUUCCUGACGAAGCGGUUCAUCGGGGACUAUGAGCCCAACACAGGCAACCUCUACUCCAGGCUGGUCCAUCUGGAGGGGGACCGUGUUGCCGUGCAGAUCCAAGACACGCCGGGGUGCAUCCAGGUGCAGGAAGACUGUGCACAGAUGCUGGACUCCCUGUCCAGGUGUGUGAAGUGGGCAGAGGGCUUCCUCCUGGUCUACUCCAUCACAGACUACAGCAGCUACCAGUCAGUCCGACCUCUCUACCAACACAUACGCAAGGUCCACCCAGAUGCCAGGACUCCCAUCAUUAUUGUGGGGAACAAAGCAGACCUCCUUCAUGCCAGGCAAGUAGAGGCAAAAGAGGGACUACAGCUAGCAAGUGAACUGGGCAGCCUGUUCUUGGAAAUCUCCACAAGUGAUGACUCCCAAGGCGUUUGUGAUGUUUUCCAGUAUCUUUGCAAGGAGGUCAGCAAAGCCCAGCACGCUGGCAGCACGGAUAGGAGGCGAUCAUCCAUCAUCCCUCGACCCAAAUCUCCCAACAUGCAAGAUCUAAAGAGACGUUUCAAACAGGCCUUAUCUUCCAAAGUCAAAUAACCCCCCCAUGUGACUCAAUAGACUUUAUUUUUAUAAGCCAGUUAAUAAAAAUAUUUAUUUUUGUACU